CCCGGCCCCUUUGUUCGUGUGGGCCCAGCCGUGAGCCGGGGGGGACGGAGGGAGCGGCGGUGGCGGCCCCGCAUCCUCCUCCGCCCCCGCCGCUCCGAGCCGCCGCCCAGAUCCCUCCUCCCGGCUCCCCGCUCCCUCCUCCCGGCUCCCCGCUCCCUCCUCCGGCUCUCGGCUCGGCCGCGCAGGGAGUGGCAGGGCGGCUGCCGGCCGGGGUGGCAUCCUGCGCUGGCACCGAGCCCCCUGCCCCGCUCCGCCGGGCAGCCCCAGGGUAAGGGGGACAUCGGGAGGCACGGCAGCGCCCGGCCGGCCCACGCCGCAACAAAGGAGGGAUGAAUGGAGAAGGUAUGUGACAAUGGAAGAAGAGGUGCAGCAUCAAGAAGCCUGAACAUCAGGACAGCUUUGAGACACUGGCAGUAGGAGCCUGAGAUACAGGGGACAGGAAUCAUGCUGAAACCAAGUGGACUUAAAAUCCCAGGCAGGGCUGGGAAGCACUCCAGCCCAGUGGGACGAGCAUCAGGGACCACCACAGCUGCUGUCACCACUGGCUCAAAGGAAGGCUCACCUUUACACAAGCAGGGUACCACAUCCACCACCAGCGCCGAGAAGUCGGGAUCAAAGGUUGCCGAGGUGGGCGAUGAUUUCCUGGGAGACUUCGUGGUGGGCGAACGUGUCUGGGUGAACGGAGUGAAACCAGGCGUGAUCCAGUACCUUGGGGAAACUCAGUUUGCUCCAGGCCAGUGGGCAGGGGUUGUUCUGGAUGACCCUGUGGGUAAGAAUGACGGCUCUGUCGGAGGAGUGCGCUACUUCGAGUGCCAGCCGCUGCAGGGGAUUUUUACGCGACCAUCCAAGCUGACACGGCAGCCGGUGGCCGAGGGCUCAGGGAGCGACGCCCCCUCCGUGGACUCCCUGACGGCUCAGAACUUGUCACUGCACUCGGGGACGGCCACUCCACCUCUGUCCACUCGCGUGAUCCCGCUGCGGGAGAGCGUCCUCAACAGCGCCAUGAAGACGGGCAACGAGUCCGGAUCGAACCUCUCGGACAGCGGCUCCGUGAAAAAAGGGGAGAAGGACUUACGGCUGGGAGAUCGAGUGCUGGUCGGUGGGACAAAGACAGGAGUCGUGCGCUACGUGGGAGAGACGGAUUUUGCCAAGGGCGAGUGGUGCGGCGUGGAGCUGGACGAGCCCCUGGGGAAGAACGAUGGGGCAGUUGCUGGGACAAGGUAUUUCCAGUGCCCACCCAAGUUUGGCCUCUUUGCUCCCAUCCACAAGGUGAUCCGGAUCGGGUUCCCAUCAACCAGCCCUGCCAAGGCCAAGAAGAGCAAGAGGAUGGCCAUGGGAGUGUCAGCCCUGACCCACAGCCCCAGCAGCUCCUCCAUCAGCUCUGUCAGCUCUGUGGCCUCCUCAGUCGGGGGCAGGCCCAGCCGUAGUGGGCUGCUGACAGAGACCUCUUCUCGGUAUGCCAGGAAAAUCUCUGGCACCACAGCUCUGCAGGAGGCACUGAAGGAGAAGCAGCAGCACAUUGAGCAGCUGCUGGCAGAGCGGGACCUGGAGCGGGCAGAGGUUGCCAAAGCCACCAGCCACAUCUGUGAGGUGGAGAAGGAGAUUGCCAUCAUGAAGGCCCAACACGAGCAGUAUGUCACAGAGGCAGAAGGAAACCUCCAGCGAGCACGAGCCUUGGUGGAUGGGAUGCAGAAGGAGAAGAUUGAGCUGUUGAACCAGCUGGAAGAGGAGAAGAGGAAAGUGGAGGACUUGCAGUUCCGUGUGGAGGAAGAAUCCAUUACCAAAGGGGAUCUGGAGACUCAGACGCAGUUGGAGCAUGCCCGAAUACGGGAGCUCGAGCAGAGCCUGCUGUUUGAGAAGGCACAGGCUGAAAAACUCCUCAGAGAAUUAGAGGACACCAGGCUAACCACGGUGGCGGAGAAGUCCAGGAUCCUGCAGCUGGAGGAGGAGCUGAGCCUCAGGCGCAGCGAGGUGGACGAGCUCCGGCAGUGCCUCCAGAGCUCCCACCAAGCAGAGACCCCUGAGCACAACCUGGGCUUGCAGUCCGAGGCUCUUCGGUUGCGGGAUCAGCUGCUGUCUGCCAACAAGGAGCACCAGAAGGAGAGCAGCCAGCUGAAGGAGAAGUAUGAGAAGACGCUGAAGAAGUACCAGCAGGAGAUGGAGAAGCUGAAAUCUGUCAAUGAGAAGUACUCGCAGGAGAUUGUUGAUCUGAAACAAAAAGUUCAGCAAGCCACUAACGAGAACAUGGGGCUCAUGGACAACUGGAAGUCCAAGUUGGACACGUUGGCUUCUGACCACCAGAAGUCUCUGGAGGACCUGAAAGCCACACUCAACUCAGGCCCUGACACCCAGCACAAGGAGAUUGUGGAGCUGAAGGCAGUGGUGGAGAGUAUAAAGUUGGAGCACCAGCUGGAGUUGGAGAACCUGAAAGCAAAGCACGACAUUGAGACAGCUGUCCAUAUAAAGGAGAAAGAGAGUCUCAAACUGAAGCUGCAGGAGGCUUUGGAUGAAGUGGAAAAAAGCAACAGCAACUGGAAAAUGCAACUGGAAAGCAAAAGCAGUCAGCACCUUCUUGAGCUCCAAGAUGUGAAGGACAAGUGUCGAGAUGCUGAGCUGAGGGUGCAUGAACUGGAGAAACUUCAUGGUGAAUAUACAGAUCAGACAGAAGCAAUAGCUUUCUUGAAAGAGCAGAUAUCUUUGGCUGAAAAGAAGAUGUUGGACUAUGAAACAUUACAGAAAACAGAAGCCCACAGCAAACAGGAAAUCCAAAGAUUGCAGGAAAAAGUGCUUGUCUUAGAGAACAAGCUGCAGUCCAUGGAGGCCCUGCAUCCUUCUCAGCAUGCAAAUAUGAUUGAGACUAAUGAUAUUUCAGAAGAAAAGAUAAAGAUGAAGCAGACUAUGGAAGACCUCCAAGACAAGCUGAGUAAAAGAGACAAAGAAGUGUCAUCCCUGGUGACCCAGACUGAAACUCUAAGGGCCCAAGUAAGUGCUUUGGAAAAUAAAUGCAAAACAGCAGAAAAGAAGGCUGAUUUGGUGUUCAAAGAAAAGAAGAGGUUGGAAGGAGAACUGGAAGCCUUGACCAAGAAGACACAUGAUGCUUCAGGGCAGCUGGUCCUGAUCAGCCAGGAGCUGCUCAAGAAGGAAAGGAGCCUGAACGAGCUGAGAGCGUUGUUACUGGAGGCAAACCGGCACUCCCCGGGGCCGGAGCGGGACCUCAGCCGGGAAGUGCACAAAGCUGAGUGGCGGCUCAAGGAACAGAAGCUCAAAGAUGACAUCAAGGGGCUUCGAGAGAAACUGGUUGUGCUGGACAAGGAGAAGUCAGUGAUGGACCAGAGGCGAUACUCGCUGAUCGACCCCUCGUCAGAGUCGGAGGUGAUCCGGCUGCAGCACCGGCUCGUCAGCACAGAGGACGUGCUGCGCAACGCGCUGGAGCAGGGACACCAGAUGGAGAAGCUCAUGGAAGCAAUGAGGCUCUCCUCUGAGAAAACACAGACUGUUGGAAAUUCAGGGUCUGCUAACGGGAUUCACCAGCAGGAUAAAUCCCACAAGCAAGAGGAGAAGCUCUGAUAGAGAAGAGGUGAAAAGGAUCAUUUCACGCCAGUAUCAGCUCCUCUGCACAGUCAGGAAAAACACCACCACAUCUGGCUUUAGCACCUCCAAAAGACCACACACAGUAUUUUCACUUUAAAGCAGGACAAUGUUUAUAAUGUACUAACUGUUGUAAUCAGGACAAUCCCAGAGUCCAGUUUUCCAAGACAGCCAUUGUUCCAGGAGGGAGCAGAAAGACCUCUCUGGGUUUGGUUUCUUACUUGUAUGGUUUUGACUGUGGAAUUUGUAUUGUUUGAGCUGCCCUUGUCCCACCAGCUGAUGUGGUUUGGGUGACAGCUGCCCUGACCUGUGGCUGAAGUGUCAGCAGGUCCCAGUAACCCCACAGGAGCUGCAAAGGGAUUUGCCUGUGGUGUUCAAAGCACGUGCCCAUAGACUGCACCCUUCCCACGGGGUCUGUCCCUUCCCUCCCACACACCCUGGUGUCCUGAGGACCUGCACAAGUGAGUGAAACCUGCUGGGCUGAUGAUGUGAGGGCUGGGGCUGUGUUCCCCUCCUCCCUUUGUGGAGGACAUCACUGUUUUAGAGCAGAGGCUGCACUUAGUUCUUGUAUUAUAGCAUGUUGUGGGAAAUAAUCCAGUUUCAGAGGGAUAUUUAUUUUGUUUCUUCUCCCCUGCCAUUUGGGGAAGAAGAUGUGGUGGCUCUGAGUUUGGGGUCAGGCACACCUUGCCUGUGUAGUUUGCCUUUCUCCUGCAGUGAGAUCUCUGAGCAGGCCUGCUGGAGUCCUGUGCCAUGUCUGCUGUCCAGCUUGGUCCCCCUCACUCCUGGGGGGUUCCUUGGGUCUGUUUUGAACUCAGGACUCUGCAGAUGCUGGAUCCCAGCAUCGCUGGCCUUGGAGCUCCAUGCUGGGGGCAGUCAGUGCAUUGAGAAAAUGGUUCCCUCCUUGCCUGUUUCAUUUAACAGCUCACUGUGGGUUGCCUGGUGCUCUGCAGUGUGAUGCCCAUCUGCUGCUAACCAGGAUGGAUGAGGUGAAGGUGCUGCUGUGAGCCUUUGAUGGCUUCAGCAAUCCUCUGUGCAUGACCUGAGUGUGUUUGGAGCAGAGGCAAUCCAAGACCAGAGCCCACACAGCUCUUGUGUCUGUACCAGCAGAGGAUCUUGUUCCUUCUUCCCAAGGCUUUACUCUGCACCACAGCUCCCAAGUGGCAUCAGGGCAGAGGAAGGUGACAACAUGCUCCUAAAGGUGUGAAAGAGCCCAGCUCAGGUUCACUGUUCAGUAGCACAGACAACAGUCACAAUAUUUUUCCAGGCUUCUCCCACUUGUUGCCCAACUCCUUGUGCUGUGAUGGGGCAUCUGUGACAGGACAAGAUGGGAGAGGAGUUGUGAGGCCGACCCCCAGCAGGUGAACAUGAUGGCACAUCAGCUCUGUUGCUUUUUGCCCUGAUUUCCCACAAAGUUGUGUCACCUUUUCUCAGUGGGUUGCCAGGCUCCUGCUUCUUUGAAGGAUGUGCAGCCAGAAGCUCCCUGGGAAAGAUUUGAUGGCUGCAGUCUUGCCAUGAGGAGGAUGACAUUGAGUACUUGACCCUUCUCACCUGACACAUGUCCUGUCCUUCCUGGGCACCUGCAAGAGGGAGGCCCCAUUCUGGUUUGUAACUUGUUUUCCCUAUGGGUUUUCCAGUGAUUUGUGACCAGCUGCCUUCACCUACAGCAGAGGCACCUGUGUUUUCCACCUCCCUUUGGCUCUGUAUAGUAAUGAGACCCCCUGGGAGUGGUUAUGGAGACCAUUUGGUUCUGUUGAUCAGAUCCAAAGCUGUCAGGCUACAAGAGUCUCUGGCUCCUGCCUCUUCCCAGGGCCCAUCCCCUGAGAGCACCUCAGACCUGUGGCUUUUCCUGUUCAACCUGGGAGACAAUGCAGAACAGGAACAGAUGGGUUCAGACCAGGUUCAAAGUUAGUGCUGAUGGUCUUCUCUGGCUGUAAAUGACUGUGCUGGUCCCUGAGGGUCAGCCAGGAGCUGUUGGCACUGCUUGGCUCUCUGUGCAGGCUGUGUGGUCACUGUGUUGCAGGGCUGAGGGUUGGAGCCCCCCACCCAUUGUGGGAGCUGCUCCCAAAUAGGGCCAUGCACAAUGCCAACAGGAUAUGCUGUUGUGUGCUCAUGUGGGCUUCAGCUCAACCCUGUCUAAGGGCCAGGAGGGGUUGGACUCACUCACUUCCUCCCUCUCCAAAAUUAUCACAGGCUUCCCCAGGGCACCAGCCUCUGGCUGCCCUUCUGAGGAGGUAAGAGACCACACUAGGGACAAACUUGGAAAGGACAAGGGGGAGGUUCCCCAGCCCCUCUAUUUAUUUGUAAGUUUAAGUGCUAUUUUUACCUAUGUGGUGGUGUAUAAAGUACUUCAUGAUACUUGGUCUUACUGGCUUGGUUCUUUGGGAGAGAGUUCCGGGGCACUGGAGCGGUGAUGCACCCUUGUCCUGUUGUUGAUCCGGGCUGGUUCCUGUUUGUGCCUUCACUCCCCCUUUGGCUUCAGCCUUGCUCUUACCUCGAUCCCUGAGAGCUGGUAAGGGAAGGGCUGUGUUUUCCCCAGCCUUUCUCCCAGCCUGAGAAUGCCAUGCUGGUUUUCCAUCUGCAGAUGGGGCCUGAGCAUCCUGCCCCAGAGCAGCGGUGCAGGGUGGGGAGCAGGAGGUGACCGUGCUGCUGGAGCCAGUGGCGUUUUCCUGACAGUUAGUGAUGCUUUUCUGCUGACAGCUGAGCCCUUAUCCAGUGAAAAAAAACAGCCUUUGCAAUGGAGACUACUUAGUAUUGAGUGAUUUCAACAGCAGAAUUCAACUGAAUUCUGUUCUCUAGAAUUUCUUCUCUAACGCUCAAGACCAAAGGGAAAAGAACCAGUCUUGCUUGGGAAUGUCAACUUUAUCCCUCCUGCAGCAUGCAGAGAGCUGGAGCAAGGGGCAGCACAAUGCUGGUGCCUAUGGAAUGAUGACAGCUCUUGGAAUGACAGGUGCCAAGCUGCCAGCCAAGGCCUUACAGCUCCUGCCUCCCCCCAGCCACCAGCAGCUCCUCUGACUUGCAGUAGAGAUGCAUAAGGGUUUCAUUAAGCAAAAUGAUGCAAAUGACACUGUAAAAGUCUUAACAAAAAUUCCAGUACUCUGUUAUUCAGCAGCUUUAGCAGCUCAGCACUAUCUGUAGGGAGUUAUUAAUACACUAAGAUCCUAUAGGCCUCCUGUAAGUUACCACAAAAAAGAUGAUACUAGAUGUAUAAAUGGAUGAUAACCUUUUACCCAUACAGUAUGUAUUACAAUUUUGUAGCUUAGUCAUUUUUUGGCUAUCAGAUUUUGUUAGUAUGAUACAAAAAAAAAGACAAAAAAAAAAAGGUUUGACUGCUAAUGUCUAUUUUGUUAAUUGAUUCAUUUUCUUCCUCUGUACAAAAAGCUGUACAAAUCUGUCUGUGUAACUCCUCCACAUCUGUAUUCAUGUACCAUCCCCUUGUCCUGGCUUGCUGGUGUGGUGAGCUCCUACUAAACAAUAAACUCUGUGGCUGAA
Messenger RNA from Parus major (Great Tit), 7077 nucleotides. It is a transcript of the gene CLIP2, whose product is annotated as CAP-Gly domain containing linker protein 2. Gene Ontology annotation, biological process: cytoplasmic microtubule organization. The record is from RefSeq and is a predicted model, not a curated record. Gene Ontology annotation, molecular function: microtubule plus-end binding. The coding region runs from base 445 to 3567 and encodes 1040 amino acids. The transcript is spliced from 17 exons. Gene Ontology annotation, cellular component: cytoplasm; microtubule plus-end; nucleus. NCBI's taxonomy places the organism in Eukaryota, Metazoa, Chordata, Aves, Passeriformes, Paridae.